GCGGCCAGAUAAUAACAAUAUUAUUAGAGCCUGGCAACAAUAUAUUAUAGACACAUAAAAAACACCCCACCAUGUCGGUUGCCUUUGCUUCUGCUCGCCCAAGAGGCAAAGGGGAGGUCACCCAGCAAACUAUCCAGAAGAUGCUAGACGAAAAUCACCACCUAAUACAAUGUAUUAUGGAUUAUCAGAGCAAGGGGAAAACUGCAGAAUGUACUCAAUACCAACAAAUCUUGCACAGAAACCUGGUUUACUUGGCAACAAUAGCAGAUUCUAACCAGAAUAUGCAGUCCUUGCUUCCUGCUCCACCAACGCAAAACAUCAACUUGGGCCCUGGAGGAAUGACUCAGAGUGCAUCCAACCAAUCCCUCCAUUCACAGAGCAAUCUCAGCGAUGCAAUUGGGACGGGCCUUCCUCCUUCCUCCCUCAUGCAGAGCCAGAUUAGCAAUGGUCCUAAUCACGUGUCUAUGCAGCAGUCAGGCCAGAACACUAUGCCCACGACCUCUCUGAGUAUGACUGUCAGCAGUCAUGGAACUGGGCCUGGUUAUAGCCAUACAGUGCCUGCAUCUCAGAAUGUGCCAAUGCAAGGCCAGGGGUCAAUAGGCAAUUAUGUCUCUCGAACAAACAUCAACAUGCAGUCUAAUCCAGUCUCCAUGAUGCACCAGCAAGCAGCAACGUCACAUUACAACUCGGUGCAAGGAGGAAGCCAGCAUUACCAGGGACAGUCCUCCAUUGCCAUGAUGAGUCAGAGCAACCAAGGCAACAGCAUGAUGGGCCAGCGACCAAUGGGCCCUUACAGAGCUUCACAGCAAGGUUCCUCGCAGCAGUACAUGGGUCAGGAAGAAUAUUACAGUGAGCAGUACAGUCAUGGACAAGGCUCAUCAGAACCUAUGAAUCAGCAAUACUAUCCAGAUGGACACGGUGAUUAUGCCUAUCAGCAGUCGUCCUACACUGAGCAGAGCUAUGACAGGUCAUUUGAUGACUCUACACAACACUAUUAUGAAGGAGGAAAUUCUCAGUACAGCCAGCAGCAGGCAGGAUACCAACAAGGAGCUGCACAACAGCAAACGUAUUCCCAGCAGCAAUACCCAAAUCAACAAAGUUACCCAGGACAACAGCAAGGAUAUGGGCCUGCACAAGGAGCCUCGUCACAGUAUUCCAGCUACCAACAGGGACAGGGGCAGCAGUAUGGGAGUUACAGAGCUUCUCAGACAGGCCCGUCCGCUCAGCAACAGAGGCCGUAUGGCUAUGAGCAGGGACAAUAUGGAAAUUACCAGCAAUAA
Colius striatus (speckled mousebird) is the source of this 1280-nucleotide messenger RNA. RefSeq names its product SS18L1 subunit of BAF chromatin remodeling complex (gene SS18L1). The record is from RefSeq and is a predicted model, not a curated record. Gene Ontology annotation, biological process: positive regulation of dendrite morphogenesis; positive regulation of transcription by RNA polymerase II. Bases 72 to 1280 code for a protein of 402 amino acids. NCBI's taxonomy places the organism in Eukaryota, Metazoa, Chordata, Aves, Coliiformes, Coliidae. Gene Ontology annotation, cellular component: nucleus. Gene Ontology annotation, molecular function: transcription coactivator activity. The transcript has 11 exons.